AUGCGCGCCCCGGUGCCUCGCUGGCUGCGGCGCUGCUGGCGCGGAGCCUGCGCGGGCGGAGGCGGCUCCGGGCCCGCGGCGGCAGCGCCGGUGCCCUGCAGCUACCGCAUCCCCCCAAUAGCGGCGAGCGGAGCCCCCCGCCCCGCCCGGGCCGCGGGCAGGGGGCGGCGCCCGGCGGGGACCCCCCUCCGGCAGCUCCGGGCCCCCUCCCGCAGCUCCAGCCCCGGACUCCUUCUCCUUCCUCCACCCGCUCCUUGUGAGGGGACGCGGCUUCCAGCCCGCCGCCCGCCCGCUCAAAGCGCCCCGGCCCCCGGCAGCACCUCUGAGCACGGCCCGGCUGCCGGAGCUCCCUCGGGCCCGUCCCUCCCGCGGCAGGCGGCUGAGGAAGCCCUUCCAGCGCUGGGGUGGCCGUGCCGGCCGUCACUGCCGGCUCCGGGCCCGGGGGGCUGCAGCCGACAGCCGCCCGUGGCAAACGGGACACCUGAGCCCCCGGGCGGGCCGGGCAGCAGCAUCCCCGGCCAGCUGCCAUCAGGCAACAGGGACAGCGGGGGCUGCUCCCUCACAUCCAGCCAAGGCACCGACAGGCGUUCUGGGCCCAGUGGGAUGUGGCAUCGCCCUUCCUCGCCAUGCUGCCUUCUCUUCCUUGGGAUUCUGCCUGGCUAUCCCACAAGAGGUUCGUUCCUGGCUGCUGCCUCCCCCGUGCAGAAAGGUGUCUGUUCCUGA
Molecule: messenger RNA, 723 nt
Organism: Pseudopodoces humilis (Tibetan ground-tit)
Lineage: Eukaryota; Metazoa; Chordata; Aves; Passeriformes; Paridae
Source: RefSeq, a predicted model, not a curated record